This is a messenger RNA of Penaeus chinensis, 750 nucleotides long. Its product is annotated as proline-rich protein 36-like. The record is from RefSeq and is a predicted model, not a curated record. Bases 1 to 750 code for a protein of 249 amino acids. NCBI's taxonomy places the organism in Eukaryota, Metazoa, Arthropoda, Malacostraca, Decapoda, Penaeidae. The transcript has a single exon.
AUGCGCAGUCUGACCCGCCGCCGCGCCGCUGGCCUCCUGCACUCGGGCGCCCUCGCUCGCGCCUCUCCUGCUCUCCGGCGCCCUCGCUCGCGCCUCUCCUGCUCUCCGGCGCCCUCGCUCGCGCCUCUCCUGCUCUCCGGCGCCCUCGCUCGCGCCUCUCCUGCACUCCGGCGCCCUCGCUCGCGCCUCUCCUGCUCUCCGGCGCCCUCGCUCGCGCCUCUCCUGCUCUCCGGCGCCCUUGCUCGCGCCUCUCCUGCACUCGGGCGCCCUCGCUCGCGCCUCUCCUGCUCUCCGGCGCCCUCGCUCGCGCCUCUCCUGCACUCCGGCGCCCUCGCUCGCGCCUCUCCUGCUCUCCGGCGCCCUCGCUCGCGCCUCUCCUGCUCUCCGGCGCCCUCGCUCGCGCCUCUCCUGCACUCGGGCGCCCUCGCUCGCGCCUCUCCUGCUCUCCGGCGCCCUCGCUCGCGCCUCUCCUGCUCUCCGGCGCCCUCGCUCGCGCCUCUCCUGCUCUCCGGCGCCCUCGCUCGCGCCUCUCCUGCACUCCGGCGCCCUCGCUCGCGCCUCUCCUGCUCUCCGGCGCCCUCGCUCGCGCCUCUCCUGCUCUCCGGCGCCCUCGCUCGCGCCUCUCCUGCACUCGGGCGCCCUCGCUCGCGCCUCUCCUGCUCUCCGGCGCCCUCGCUCGCGCCUCUCCUGCACUCCGGCGCCCUCGCUCGCGCCUCUCCUGCUCUCCGGCUCCCGCUCCGGCCACUGUAG